This is a messenger RNA of Parascedosporium putredinis, 561 nucleotides long. Lineage: Eukaryota; Fungi; Ascomycota; Sordariomycetes; Microascales; Microascaceae. The record is from the annotation of a GenBank genome assembly.
AUGCACUCCGGUUUCAAGAACGCCUGGGAAGAAAUCUCCUCCGCCGUCGUAUCCGCCGUCAACAGCGGCCUGGCCAGCAACCCCUCGUACAAGGUCGUCGUCACCGGCCACUCCCUCGGCGGCGCCGUCGGCACCAUUGCCGGCGCCCACCUCCGGAGGGUCCUGUCCAAGUCCAUCGACAUCUUCACCUACGGUUCCCCCGCCCACUACCGCGUCACCCACGGUUCCGACCCCGUCCCGCGCCUGCCGCCCGCCAUCCUCGGCUUCCGCCAUACUACCCCCGAGUACUGGAUUGCCGCCAAUGCCGCCGACGACGGCGUCUGGGCCGCCAACGAGAUCACCGUCUGCACCGGCACCAGCAACCUUUCUUGCAACGGCGGCACCAUCCUCCUCGCCGUCGAUGCCCACCUGAGCUACUUCCAGAGUGUCGGUGGCUGCUCAGCCGCCUCCCGCAGGGACGAAGACGAGUCCGUUUCCGAGGAGCUGCUCGCUGAGAGGGUCAAGACCCUCUCCCUUCUUGACCAGGAGUACUUCAGGAACCUUGGCGACAAUGCUCCCUAA